UCAAUAACGCCGACAGGGUCGCGUACGGCGGCUGUUGUUGUAGCUUUCGCAUUUUAUGGAAAAAGUCCCACAGCUUUUAGAAACAGGCUGUUUAACCCCAGACAAACAUGUCCACUGCUAUGAACUUCGGGUCGAAGAGUUUUACGCCCCGGCCUCCUGAAAAAGGCUCCUUCCCUCUGGACCACUUCGGAGAGUGUAAAGCCUUCAAGGAGACGUUUAUGAAAUGCCUGAGAGACAACAGCUUCGACAACUCCAAGUGCCGACUGCAGUCCAAAGGCUACCUGGAGUGCCGCAUGGACCAUCAGCUGAUGGCCAAGGAGCCUCUGGAGAAACUGGGAUUCAAGGACCUGAUGGAUCCUCCUCCCGGCCAGGCAGACAGAGACACUAAACCCUGACAACGCAAAUCCUACAAAAGCAUGUUGAGGACAAAGGCCUCUGUGAGUGUGACGGAGAGAAGACGGGCCUCAAGGACUUUGAGAAUGUGGGCCUUGAGAUUGAGGACAUUGUGGUUUGCAUUGUGGCCUCAGUUUAAGGUUAAGGAGUACAAAAUAAUUUUAUCAACCCUUUGUGUACAUAACAUAAAAUGAAUCAUAUUUGGAAAUGUUGUUUUGGCAAUAAAUCUUUUGUAUUUAAAUU
Messenger RNA from Micropterus salmoides (largemouth bass), 636 nucleotides. Its product is annotated as cytochrome c oxidase assembly protein COX19-like. Bases 108 to 395 code for a protein of 95 amino acids. Gene Ontology annotation, cellular component: mitochondrial intermembrane space. Lineage: Eukaryota; Metazoa; Chordata; Actinopteri; Centrarchiformes; Centrarchidae. The transcript has a single exon. Gene Ontology annotation, biological process: mitochondrial respiratory chain complex IV assembly. The record is from RefSeq and is a predicted model, not a curated record.